GAAAGCCCCUUAAAUUGUAUUGACUGCAUGGCUAUUGAUAUGACUCAGGCCUGAGCUAUAACAAACAUCUCAGUAAACAGUGCAUUGUUCAGUUGCAUUAAUUUUGAAACUGGCCUUAAAUUCACCUCUUGAGAUAUUCACACUUCAAUAGGGGAGAGCAUUUCAUUACCUGUCUACAGUUGGGCAUGAGAGAAUCAGAAUGACGCAUGGGCUUCCAGGGUGGAAUGGAUGGGAUGUGUGCGUCAAUCCCUACGUACAGCAUUUAAAAGCCAAGGUGCACCACUUGAGCAGUGAGGUUUGUCAAAGGAAGAAGGGUAUACAGCCUGUUCACCUGUCACCACUCAGGACCAGACAAUGCUUGCAUCCCAGUCGCAGUCUGUAGCAGUGAUGGUUCUCGUGGUCUUGACAGCUGCACAUUGUCAGGAUGACAGACGGAGGGCAGUGACUGAGCACCAGCUGCUCCAUGACCGUGGCCGCACCAUCCAGAGUCUGAAGCGUCUGAUCUGGCUCUCCAGCGCCAUAGAGGGUCUUCACACAGCUCAGGCGCGUGACGCCUCCACCAGCAGCAGCGAGCAGCCAUCCAGGUGCUGCUCCAGAGCACAGCAGCAGCAGCUUCUGUCCGAAGGCACCAACGACAGCAGAGACCACAGAGGAGCAGUGGAGACAUUGUUUGGUGACAUCUUCAGACCGCACAUUCCAGCCGUGUUGCCCAGCUCAGACAAAUAGUUUUGUCAUAUCAAAUUCGUAUUGUACAUUUCUUGGUUUCUAAAAUAUGUCUUACCAAUUCUCAUCUGUGCCAACUGGUAUCUUGUUACUCUAGUCUCCUCUAUUAACUGUACAGGGCAUGCCUAUGUAUGAGGAUCUUAAUGUGUCUUUAUACACAUCCUUUGAGCCACACUUGUUUUCAGACGAUUAGAGGAAGUGGCAGAAUGGUCAUCGGUCCUGCCAUUGCUGUAAAUAUGCUUGGGAUAAUAUAUUGGGGCUAUACGCGUGGGAAGAUCUGUGUGAAAAUGUUAAAUGCAAAGCAAUGCAAAUGUCAAUGUCUAAAAGAAUGAUUUAUUGCUUUCAACAGCGCUGUUUGACAGUGUAAUGUCAUUGAAACAGAUGAGGGUCGAUUUGAAGGUGGUGAUUGAUGAUCGGGUGUGUCAGAUGAGAAUGGCAUGUGGUCGAGCAGUUUGAAAACAAUAAAAGGCUCUUGGUUUA
Engraulis encrasicolus (European anchovy) is the source of this 1203-nucleotide messenger RNA. It is a transcript of the gene pth4, whose product is annotated as parathyroid hormone 4. Bases 355 to 726 code for a protein of 123 amino acids. Gene Ontology annotation, biological process: bone mineralization. Gene Ontology annotation, cellular component: extracellular region. The transcript is spliced from 3 exons. Gene Ontology annotation, molecular function: hormone activity. The record is from RefSeq and is a predicted model, not a curated record. Lineage: Eukaryota; Metazoa; Chordata; Actinopteri; Clupeiformes; Engraulidae.